Molecule: messenger RNA, 1746 nt
Organism: Pistacia vera
Lineage: Eukaryota; Viridiplantae; Streptophyta; Magnoliopsida; Sapindales; Anacardiaceae
Product: serine/threonine-protein kinase tricorner
Exons: 13
Coding region: 71-1579 (502 amino acids)
Biological process (GO): peptidyl-serine phosphorylation; intracellular signal transduction
Molecular function (GO): protein serine/threonine kinase activity; ATP binding
Source: RefSeq, a predicted model, not a curated record
UCGUUGCAAUUAAUAAGAACUGAAGAAGUCACUUGAAGAAAAUUUUAGAGAGAGAAAGUGACUGAACACGAUGGAGGAGACGGAGGAGGAGGAGGUGUUGGGGUCCAGGUUGACGAUGGAGAAGGUGGCGGCGGCAAAGCAGUUCAUAGAGAAUCAUUACAGAGCUCAGAUGAAGAAUAUUCAAGAACGGAAAGAGAGACGAUGGGUGUUGGAAAGAAGAUUAGCUUGUUCAGAUGUGCCCAAGGAGGAACAGAUCAAUCUCAUAAAAGAUCUGGAGAGGAAAGAGACGGAGUUUAUGCGACUUAAGAGGCACAAGAUUUGUGUUGAUGAUUUCGAGCUUUUGACCAUUAUUGGGAGGGGGGCCUUUGGUGAGGUUCGAUUGUGUCGGGAGAAGAAAUCUGGUGACAUCUAUGCCAUGAAGAAGUUGAAGAAAUCUGAAAUGCUUAAGAGAGGACAGGUAGAACAUGUUAGGGCUGAGAGGAACUUACUGGCUGAAGUUGCUAGCCACUGCAUAGUGAAGCUCUACUACUCAUUCCAGGAUGCAGAAUACUUAUAUUUGAUCAUGGAGUAUCUUCCUGGUGGUGAUAUGAUGACUUUGCUGAUGAGGGAGGACACAUUAACUGAAAAUGUGGCUAGAUUUUACAUUGCUCAAAGUGUCCUGGCUAUCGAGUCAAUUCACAAACAUAACUACAUUCACAGAGAUAUUAAACCUGACAACCUUCUUCUGGACAAAAAUGGUCACAUGAAGUUAUCAGAUUUUGGCCUUUGCAAGCCUCUUGAUUGUUCAACUUUGUAUGCAAUUCAUGAAAAUAAAGCCAUUGAUGACGAAAAUAUGGCAGAACCAAUGGAUAUCGAUGGAUGUUUUCCUGAUACAGAUAAUAAAAGUAGUUGGAAAAGUGCCCGCGAGCAGCUUCAGCACUGGCAGAUGAACAGAAGGAAAUUGGCAUUUUCAACUGUGGGAACACCAGACUACAUUGCUCCCGAGGUUUUGUUAAAGAAAGGAUAUGGCAUGGAAUGUGACUGGUGGUCACUAGGAGCAAUAAUGUAUGAAAUGCUUGUUGGAUAUCCUCCCUUUUACUCAGAUGACCCAAUAACCACAUGUAGAAAGAUUGUCCAUUGGAGAAAUCAUCUAAAAUUUCCGGAAGAUUUGAGGUUAUCACUUGAAGCAAAGGAUCUCAUUUGUAGGUUACUAUGUGAUGUUGAACAUAGGUUAGGCACUGGAGGGGCACACCAGAUUAAAGCACAUCCUUGGUUCAAGGAUGUUGCAUGGGAUAAACUUUAUGAAAUGGAGGCAUCAUUUAAACCAGAAGUCAAUGGGGAGCUAGAUACCCAGAACUUUAUGAAGUUUGAUGAAUUGGAUCCUCCAGCAUCAGCAAGAACUGGUUCAGGACCUUCACGGAAGAUGCUAUUAACUCCCAAAGAUUUGAGUUUUGUUGGCUAUACAUACAAGAACUUUGAUGCUGUCAAAGGGCUGAAACAUUCAUAUGGUGAAUCCAUGGCAAAUAGUAUUCCUAAACGGACAGCUGAAGAAACGGAGGUGCAUAUGCUUGCAACAUCAGGUGACCCUAUGUUACCGUAAUUCUAAGUGUACAGCAGUAUUUGAGAAGCUCUUGGAAAGGCCAAUGGUGGUUUAACUGUUAGGAGUGAACGAUACAUUUUAGCUGGAAAAAAAAAAAGCAUUUUAUGUAAUAGAAUUUAGAGCAGUGUUGUGGAAUUUAUGUCCUGGCUGCCCAGGUUGGCUGUGGU